Molecule: messenger RNA, 5434 nt
Organism: Morone saxatilis (striped sea-bass)
Lineage: Eukaryota; Metazoa; Chordata; Actinopteri; Moronidae
Gene: lrch4
Product: leucine-rich repeats and calponin homology (CH) domain containing 4
Exons: 17
Coding region: 1-1965 (654 amino acids)
Molecular function (GO): protein binding
Source: RefSeq, a predicted model, not a curated record
AUGUCUUAUUCCCACACGCACAACACACCACACAGAGGGGAUGAGGUGGCCACCCAGCAGGAACAGAGGUUGAAACUGGCUAGGACUGGACACACGGAGGCACAGGUUGAGCUGACUCAGAAACGCCAGGAGGGACCUGGAGCACUGAGAGAAAAGGUUAACCGGGGAGCAGGCGCAGGAAAAUCACAAUUGUGGGAGCUGGAGCCCAUCUCAGCUCACACUGAGUACUGGGCAUAUCUGUCUAAGAACCGUCUAUGUGAGCUGCCGGAGGAGCUCUGUCAGUUCAUCUCUCUGGAGACACUGAGCCUUUACCACAAUGGGAUGCGUUCACUGUCCUCCAGCCUGGGCAACCUCCAGGCCCUCACCUACCUCAACCUCAGUCGUAAUCUUCUGUCCAGUUUACCCCCAUCGGUGUUUCAGCUCCCCCUCCUGCGAGUGCUCAUCGUCAGCAACAACAAGCUGGGUUCACUGCCUGCCUCCAUAUACUCCCUCACACACCUCCGUCAGCUGGAUGUAAGCUGUAAUGAGCUGCAGUGUUUGCCAGCAGAGCUCGGCCAGCUAGAGUGUCUGAGGGACCUAAACCUGAGGAGAAACCAGCUCACCACUUUGCCUGAAGAAUGUGUGCUCUACAUGUUUCCCUGCAGCCUGUCAGAGCAAGAGCUGUUUACAGGCCAGUUCGGGGGGCUGGACUCUGGCUUCAACAGUGUGGACAGCGGCAGCAAACGGUGGUCUGGGAAUGAGUCAGCAGAUGACUUCUCAGAGCGUUCCCUACGCAUGGCUGAGGUCAGCAGAGACCAGAGGAACCUGGAGGAGGAGGAUGAGGAGGAUGGAUCUCCUAUGGAAGCUAGCAAGGUAAACGGAGCGGCCGAGCAUACCGACUUCAUUGACAGCAUUGUGACGGAGGAAGAGGAGGAGAUCAGGAUAGAUCCACCCACGCCAACUCUCACAGCCCCUCUGGAGAAUUCUUCACCACCACAGGACUCAACCGUAUGCAGGACCAGCCUCCAUAUAGAUGUGGGCCCCCCAACGUCGGCUCCUUCCGCUCCCCUGUCCCCCUCCAGCCCCACCCUGGAGGAGCGGAGGAGGCCGGGCACCCUGCUGAUCUGGCAGGAGAGAGAACGCCAGCAUCAGCAGAGAGAAAAGGCCAGUUUGCUGAAGUCAUCCACCAAAACAGGAAGUCAUGUGGCUGCUGCACCACCACAGACAGGAAGUGUCUCGGCUGGUGCAUCUCCAGAGAACAACUCCCAGUCAGGCCUCCGGCAGCGUUGUGCAAGUGCUGACCAGAUGUCUCCAACAAUUCUACAUCGCUCCAGCAGCAGAAUAGAUGUCCCGUCCUCCCCAAAGACGUCCCCUCCACCCGGCCAGGCCCAGAAACCCAACAGUUUCCUGUUCCGCACCUCCUCCCGCAGCAACGUCAAACCCGCAGUCUUUACCCUGGGUGAGUCUGGCAGAAGUGAGUCUCGCACGAUGCUGCGAUCGCCUAAAGAGGAGAGACCAGACAUCACACAGCUACGCAAGACUCUGGAGUCUCGGCUGAAGAUCACUCUGCCGGAGGAUCUGGGUGAGGCCUUAUCCAACGGCACCAUCCUCUGCCAGCUGGUCAAUCACAUUCGACCACGCUCCGUGUCAAUAAUCCACAUUCCCUCUCCAGCAGUGCCUAAACUGAGCUCAGCGAAGUGUCGACUCAACGUGGAGAACUUCAUUGCUGCUUGUCGCAAGCUGGGAGUCCCUGAGAUGGAUGUGUGUGUGUGCUCUGAUGUGCUUCUAUGUAAGCUGCCCGCUGUGCUACGCUGUGUGACGGCCCUGCUGGCCGCGGAGGGGGGGGAGACGGCGGAGGACCACUCCCCUCGCCACUCCUCACCUUCGCCAUCGUCGUCGUCCUCACCGCUGUCCACAGAUUUCCUGCUCUUCUACUGCGCCGUCAUGGCUCUGCUCUACGUCCUGUACUGCUACCUGCUCACCUAGAGGACAAACACAGUUCUUAUUUACAUGACUGCUGUCCUGCUCUACACUACACACUACAACACACACACAGUACAGUUGUGGAGUUUGAGGCCAACACACACAGCUGCUCUCACAGUUGUCAUCUCAGACAAUACUCUGCAGUGUGUGUGUGUGUGAGCCGACAGUUGAGCAUACAGCUUUUAUGAAACAAACAGAAUACACUACAGCUCUUCAUUUAGCAAAACAGAAAGCACUACAUGGACAAAUACUGUAUGAGAGCAGAUGAACAGAGAUAUGCCUUAGCCUAGUUUAGCCUUCACUCUGUAAUGCACAGUGUGUUUGCAGAAGAUGAGUUUAACUGUGAGGCAGAGCUGCUCCACAGGAACAAACCCUCUCAUUGGUUGAGACAUGGAUGGGCGGAGCAAAGGAACCACAACUUCAGUUACAUCUCACUGACCAUUGACUAUAGAGUGCCAAAAAUGUUUAAAAGUGAUGGUGAUUUGUGAAGAUUAUCUUGCUGAACAAAAUGCAUAUCAAACCUUUGUUGACGACAAAAAGAGGAGUUUUUCCAUAAUCCAUGUCCGAUGGCUGUCAGUAAUCGGAUGUAUCCAUUAUAACUGGCCAAUGUACAGUGUUACAUUUUGAAAAUGCGCACAACCAACGCUCUACAUCCAGGGUAGCCAUCAAGCGCAUAUGAGAGUGUAGUUAUGGUUACGACUAACCUUUAUUUGAAUUAUCGAUUAAUUGAUUAGGUGUUUGGUUGAUACAAUGUCGGAGGACUAAAGAAACCUAAAACAAUUAAGCGAUUAUCAAAAUAUAGUUAAAUGCUAAUUGAUUUGUUUUUGUGUUUACCUGAUGCAUACGAGUCCAUAAAUGUUCUCUCCUUUAAUCUCUGUUGUGGUCUCCAACUCCUGGGAGCUAGUCAACUGUAUCUGGAAGAGAAAGGAAGGCAAACAGCAAAAUGAUUGUCCAGACAGUAAACUGUGAUGGACAGACUCUUCCCUGUCAUGAGUCCGUAGUGUAAGCGUGAUAGAGUGAUAAAUGUCAGGAGGUCAGCAGACUAGUUCAGUUGGCUAACCAGAUGUCCUUGUUAUACAGCCGGCAGGACUCAUUGUUCCUGCUUGUUUGUCAGCAUCACUCAGUGUGGUUCUUUAGCUCUGCUCACUAAGGUUUUCUGUGUUCGGAGCAGCUCUACCUCUGAGAAUGCCUCUCAUCCUGAGAGAGAAACUGUUCAAGUAAGCUGAACUGUGAAUGUGACUAUUAGCCUUGAGACAGGUGGUUGGGGAAAUGUGGAAUCUGGAUGUUAGGUGACAUUAUUUCUGAUACAACAAUGUGACAGUGAGACAGAUGUUACAGUGCCUCUUACUGAACACUGACUGAGACCACUGGCAGAGCCGGCUCUUAUUUUUAUGUCUGCUAUGGUAACUGUGAGCAGCAGGGGGCGAUGUCGCUGCAUCGAUCCCCUAACUGACGGUACAAACCCCUCCAGGAGGUUGUGUGUAAGUCUUUUUCGUGGUUGUCACUGGUCCCUUUGACCAGCCGACUCAUGUUUGUAUAAAUGUAAACAGGUUAUUAAAUUAUUGCUUUUUUAUUUAUUUUGGAUUCUGUUCUUGUUACUUUUGUUUCUGAGGUGAAACAGCAGAGAUAGUUUUGAAGCCUCAUAAAGCUUUGUGAAAUCAAUCCGUAUGCUUUAAAACACACAAACAGGUAAAUAAGAGGUAAUCAAUAUUCAAUUAUUCAGAGUUAAAAUAACAUUGAUUGCUUAAAAGUUUUCCCUUUUAUUGGAUUGGGAAAUAAUUGAUUCCCUCGAGGCUGCACACUGAACAGAGCAUCAAACGACCUCUGCUGUUUCUAUCACACGCUGCGUCUGGCUUUUUGCUCUUAGGAGGUCAAUGUCUGAGACUAAACGCUGAUUGGAAUCUGAUUAGAAUGCUUAAUUGACUGUUUGGGAGCUAAUGUCAAUAGUGAGAUUUUUAGGAUUAUGCUGCUAAAGCCCCACAAACUCACAUCAUUUACUGUUUUACUCUUAUCUAGGACUCUGAAACAACAUUUAAAGCAGAACAACACAUUAAAACGUUCUACUGAAACUAAGUCAUGAAGUAAAAGCAGGGGACCAACUUAACUUGUUCAUAGGGAAUACUCCAGUCAAUCUUCGUCUAACAUUUUGUCACUGAAGAAAUAAGCUUAAAUAUCUUAUUUAGGCUUUUUUUCUGCUACUUUGAAACAUACUAUCAGAGGAUAGCAGUAUCAGCAGACUGUGUUGGUCUAACUCUGCUAUUAAGUAGCAGGACUGAUAAUAAACAUUAAUUUGUAUUAAAUAAAUAAAUGAACCCAUUAUUUCAUCAUUAUAAUUAUAAUAUAUUUAUUGGAGGUCACGGAAGGUUUUUUGCAAUGACACUUAUUUAAUGAGGCUUUUCUAAUGUGUGUUGUGUCAGCACCCCCUGCCUCUGUGACUGUACCCAAUGUGCAAACACAGUACAGUCACAGUAAUGAACCUCUCCUGUUAUUUAGCUUCGAAAGGCUACAUAUGCUACCUAUCUGGCAAGCUAACAGGCAAAGCUGGGUUGUCAGCUAGGAUUAAUACACAGCAUCAAAGUGCAGAGACAGAGUUAGCAUUGUUAGCCAGCUCCUGUUGGGUUGAGUGACCACAGAGAAGACCACUGAGGAUUAGCCAGUUAGCUGCUGUUAACACCAGCUCUCUUUGAUGCCCAGUUAUAUUCUAAGCUGGUAAACCAACCUAGCUUAUUAGCUGCCUAGCUUGGUGGCAUGUGUAGCCUUGUUGAACCAGCCUACAGUUGGUUGAUUCAGAAUGACUUUAGCAUCGUUGUUGCUCUAGCUAACAGGAGCUAACCGGCUUAAUGUGGUUGUAUCACUGGAAAAACACCAAAUAAUCAAACCGACUUUUGAAAUACAUUUCUACAGUGUAAUAAAAACAGAACUCCAUCCAAACUGUUGUAAAAAGAAUUAUGAAACCAUAGUAAUACGUUUCACGAAUGAUUUCAUGAUUACUGAUGUCUUCUCUUUUUCCAUUCAAUAUUGAACUCUGGGGCCCCACGUUUAAAGAAGCCAUUCUGUGGAAUUAUACUUUUAUAAGUUGAUUUCCAUAUUUAACAAUGUGCACAGCACACUGGUUGUUUUAGUCCACCGUCCAUUUCCUGUCCACUUCUCUGCUGUUGUUUAGAGGUCAGAACGUCCACUGUAAAACCCCUCCCAUGGCUCCAGUUUUUUUAUUCGCCUGCUGUUAAGAUGAAAUUUAUACUGUUUCAAUUCAAAUGUAUAUUUUAUAAAUGGAACUGGAUAAGCAACAUACAGUAAUUCAUUCACUGGCUAUAUUCUUAAAUAUGUUAGCGGAACAGAAAGACUUGUAUUUUAUAUUUAUAUGAUACCCUUGUAUUAUUAAGAAUCCUUUUUGAGUUUAUAUAAAUCUAUAUGUAAAGUUCUUUUCCCUGCCGCUGUAAAGAAAUUAUUAAAAAUGAACUUUGACCACGUG